AUGCUGUCCAAAGCGAAAUCUGGAAUGAUUCCCGAGGCUAUUACUUUUGCAAUCUCUAAGAAAGUACCGAAUUUAGAAAUUUAUGGCCGUAUGGGGUUCAAAUUUGCGAAGGAAAUGGAGUGUCAUGAUGGGGAGGAUGUUUGCAAGCUUUAUUGUAUGACUCGCGAACCAAAAUACCCAAGCAAAACAAUGCCGUUCAAAGAUUGUUAG
This is a messenger RNA of Histoplasma mississippiense, 210 nucleotides long. RefSeq lists its product with no specific name. The transcript has 4 exons. Lineage: Eukaryota; Fungi; Ascomycota; Eurotiomycetes; Onygenales; Ajellomycetaceae. The coding region runs from base 1 to 210 and encodes 69 amino acids. The record is from RefSeq and is a predicted model, not a curated record.